Messenger RNA from Labeo rohita (rohu), 1930 nucleotides. RefSeq names its product stonustoxin subunit beta. The record is from RefSeq and is a predicted model, not a curated record. The transcript is spliced from 3 exons. Gene Ontology annotation, molecular function: protein binding. The coding region runs from base 158 to 1930 and encodes 590 amino acids. NCBI's taxonomy places the organism in Eukaryota, Metazoa, Chordata, Actinopteri, Cypriniformes, Cyprinidae.
GUAAUAAGUGUUGGUAUACUCUUAUCUUUCUGUUACCUAAGAUCACAUCAUCUCCCCCUAUGUUGUUUGGUACAGUCCUAUGAGAUAAAAGAGAGUCGUGACAGUGGUGGUCCGUAUAGCCUUCUGGCAGCUGCAGAGAAGCAUUCCAAGUUCAGGUAUGGAUUCAGUGGGAGUGAAUGUUAUUGAAACUGCAGCUCUGGGGAGACCUUUCCAGCUGGGGAUGCUGUAUGACUGCAGAAAAGAUGCACUAUUACCAGGAAUCACGCUAUGGGAUAAAGAGCAGCUGCAGCAGAAUAUACGUGCUCAUCCUCAGAUUAAUACACAUUUCAGUGUUACAGCUUUAGACUCCAUUGAAGAAAAAUGUAACUUACUGAAUAUUGAUGGGCGUCUAAAAUUAAGUCUUCUAUGUGGACUCAUCAGUGUAAGUGGAGCAGCCAAGUAUCUUUGUGACACCAAGAAGUCCUUCAAACAACAGAGACUGACUUUACAUUAUCAUUCAACUACCAAGUUUGAAGCACUGACCAUGAACCACUUGGCUUCUGGAAAUAUAGCUCACUCUGAAGUUUUUGAUAAUGAUACAGCCACACAUGUGGUGACAGCUGUGCUGUAUGGGGCGGAUGCUUGCUUUGUUUUUGAUAGAGAAGUUUCAUCAGAUGAAGACAAGAGCACUGUAGAAGGAGAAGUAAAAGCCGCCUUUGAGAAACUAAAGGGCAUUUCAGCAAGCGCAGAGAUUAAUCUGAGCAUGAAUAACAAUCAGAACACUGCCAGUCAAAAAUUCAGUUGCACGUUUUAUGGUGACUUCCAGCUACCAUCUAAUCCAGCCUCUUUUGAAGAUGCUUUAAAGGUUUUUGCUGAUCUUCCAAAACUACUGGGAGACAACAAAGAGCUUGUAGUUCCACUGAGAGUUUGGCUUUAUCCCUUGGACAAACUACACUCAUCUGCUGCAAAACUUCAAAAAGAAAUCCACACAGGUCCAAUCAGAAAUAUUGAAUCAGUAAUCGAGAGCUUAAACAUCACUGAAAUGAAAUGCAGUGACCUCCUGAAGGAUGCACCUUCUUUGGCUAUUGCAGGAUUUCAUGAUAAAUUAUUGCACAUGAAGCAAAAUUGCUGUGCCUAUAAGUUAAGUCUCCUGAAGAAACUUGGCUCUCUGUUGCCGAAAAUCCGUGGGGACUUGGAAAAGGAAACAGCCCUGAUUGAUCUUCUGCUCAGUCAUGAUAAAUGUCCAUUUAGAGGAAGUGAUCUUGAGCAAUGGAUGAAAGAGAAAGAGUCAGAAUCGCUCAUAGUUAAAACCUUGCUCAGACAAUUGAAUGAUUCUGGUGCAAAAGUGGAAGAGAAUGUAGAUCAAAUUUUAAUGGAUCCGACAGUUGAAAAUGUGGUUGGCUACACUUUACCAUCAUUUGAGUGGCCAGAUGUGCUCCUUUCUAAACAAAAUGCCUUCCUGAAUCCAUUAGCAAAAGACAACAAUAAUAGGAAUGCACCUGAUUUCAAAGAAAAUACUGGUUUUUCCCCUGACAUCAAAAAUAAUAUGAGGAAGAAUUUGACAGCCUUUAAAAACUUGAUCAAAUCAAAAGCAAGUAAAUCAACUAAAUUUAUUGUUGCGUCAAAAGUGAUGGAAAGUUCUGAGGAACCCACUUGUUUUACUACUCCCUUAAAACCAGCCUGCCCAGUCAUUGAGCAGAUCACAAGUGACAGCGUGGUUAUUACAGUGUCUCCAUCAGGUCCUGCAACAGAAGAGCUCAGGUUACUGUAUAAAAUGAAGGAGGUGAAGGACUGGAACCAGCAGUCUGUUCUACAGAGACAAAGUACAGUUACUCUGACAGAUCUCAGACCAGACACUGAGUAUGAGAUCAAAUGUGCAGCCGUGGGACAACUGAACUACAGUGAUGUCAUCAGAGCUACUACACACCCAAACAUCAUCAGAGAGGUAUGA